AUGGAUCAGAAAUGGAUUAUGAAUUUGGAUGUAAGUAAAAUACGGUACAAUAUCUCUUGAUAACCUACAAAUCAUCUUGAUGACAUUACAUUUUUUUAGGUGUGGAGGCAGAUUGUGGACUUGGUCGAUGAUGGGGAAACCCUGACCAAUCUGGCAGCCACUCACAGUUUCUUCAAUAGGUUGAUUGGUACUGACUUCAAGUUGUUAUGUGUCCACCAUCGUAUCUAUAGACUUCCCAACGAAUCUUGGGCAGAAGCCUUUUCGCGGUAAGGCUAAUAUCGGCUCUCUGCAUUUUUCCUUGCUUUUUACGACCGGGGACAGCUAAAAUUCUGAGACAUUUUGUCCUAUCACACAGUUGCUGAAAGCUCAGAAUUGAGGACAUUUGUUUUUAGCGCCAACGGUCGUCAUCUCGAGCCUUAUAAGCAUAUAAAUUCAACUUCAAACAUUGCUUUGUGCGGUUACAUGUUUGCUUAUCAUGAUGCCACCAGCAGUUCGAUCGUCGUUUCGUCCAUGGAUUUGCAAGAAGAUACGGUGGAUAGAAUAAAAGUCGAUUCAAAUAUUUCCCAUCUAUCUCUGUUCGACAAUGGAAGGAUGUUAUCUUAUGUAAGUUAAUGUAUUAUAAUAACAACGAUAUAUCCGUGUCAUCUAUGAGCUUGUGACCGUAAUUUGAUUAAUUUCAGUGGCUCGAAACAGAUCGAACCAGAGAAAUGGUGAUUUACAGCAUCAUUUCCAAGCAAAUUGUAUCCUCAUUAACGUAUAAUGCAACAGAUGACCUCCUGAUUGACAAUGGAUCAGUCUAUAAUAACAAUACAAAGACUCUUUUUGAUGGUUGCAAUCAACAAACUUACCAUUUAUAUUCGAAUACAGCCUAUGCUAUGAAAUGCGAAUACGGGGAACAAGAUCAUUACUUUGUUUUCCGGGAAAAGCAUGGAAUCCGAGUUGUAAAUACAACAACAGGAGGGAGGAUGUUGAUUAAGAACUUUUUGUGUGAUCUGACAACUUAUAAAUUUGACAAGAACCACUUUAUUAUUCUUCCGGAAUCCCAUACUUUGAUCAGCAGGAAUCGUAAGCAUCAUAUUAUAUUACAAUUUAUUUAACAAGGGACGGUCUCAAGGUUCUGAAAAUUCAAGUUCCAAUCUCUAAUAUAUGUACAGAAAUUUUUUGUCUUUCAGAAAAUGUAAUCGAAAUCCAUGACAUGAAACGGAAAUUACUAUUAAAAUCGCAUCAUUGCAAAGACUUCCCUGUGGUUGAAUAUGAAUGGAAUAAGCUCAGGGAAUGGAACUUCUGUCCUCAUUUUACUAUCCUUAGCGAUUACUUGAUUACUGAUUGCGAUAAUGGAGAUGUAAGUCAUCAUGCAGAUUUUCUAUAGUAAUUAUUUUGGGAAAUGAUGUCGUAGUGCCUAAUUAUUUAUUCCAGUUCCUUCGUUAUGAUAAGGAAGAAGGAGUUUGGAUCAAGGAUGACAAAAGAUCUGUUAAAAACAAGUAUUCAAACAAGAUUUAUACGGAUUGUUUUGGCAAACCAUCGAUGGAAAAGAAAAUUUUAUUGUUGAAAAAGGAGGAAAAUGAAUUCAGACACUUUAAAUUACAUCAGAAAGCCGACUGUAAGUGCAUCUGUAUAUUUCAUUAACAUAUUUGUGCUACCCAACUAACUUUAUUUAUUUUAGGUGUCAAAUCAAUCUCAUCCGCCGAUCUCUCGACCAAUCAGUUCUGUUCUCCUCAAUCUUCAUCGGAAUCCCUAAAACGGAGGGCUCGUCAAUUGUUUGUUGCUUAA
Messenger RNA from Bursaphelenchus xylophilus (pine wood nematode), 1770 nucleotides. The record is from the annotation of a GenBank genome assembly. NCBI's taxonomy places the organism in Eukaryota, Metazoa, Nematoda, Chromadorea, Rhabditida, Aphelenchoididae.